This is a messenger RNA of Pieris macdunnoughi, 750 nucleotides long. The record is from the annotation of a GenBank genome assembly. Lineage: Eukaryota; Metazoa; Arthropoda; Insecta; Lepidoptera; Pieridae.
AUGAAAUUCUCUUUAGUACUUCUUGCCGUAGUGGCGUUAGUUAGUGGAGAUGAAAGUGAUAAUACAAUGGAGACAGCCAUCAACUUUAUCAAGGACUGCAGGGGCGAUUACUUCCUGUGUGUUAAGGAAAAAAUGCUGAGAAUUGUGGACAACGUGAGAGCUUCGCGGUCUAUUGCAAUUGUUGAUGGAAUUGUAUUAAAGGGGGAACCUGCUUUGAGGUCAGCUAAACAAUUGGAACCUCUGCCAAUUGACCCUAUCGCAAGAGACACAGAAGUCAACUAUAGGCUUUUAGAUGGAGUAGUCAACCUUUUUGAAACUCACGCCCUUGAGGUCAAAAUGAACGAGGCUGAUAAAGAAUCAUUCAAACGCUCCUUAGAAGAAGGUCGUGGUAAGAAAAAAGGAGGCAGCGGAAUGGGCGGUAUCAUCGGACUCCUUGGGGCUAAGCUUUUACUCGGAAAACUCUUCAUCGUCAAGCUGAUAGCUAUCAAAGCUCUGGCCACCGCUAAAAUAGCAUUAGUCCUUGCUGUAGUACUUUUCGUAGCCUAUUGCUUCAAACAGGACCACACUAAGACGACCUAUGAAGUGGUGCCUCACGCACAUCACCAUGAGUCCCAUCACCCAGUCCACGUUGAGCACGUUGCCCAUGACCUGGGAGGACAUGGUCAAGGCUACUCAAGCUACGGUUCCGACUGGAGCAAGAACAUCGAUGAUGGCCAGAACCUUGCCUACUCAGCAUACUCACCUCACUAA